This is a messenger RNA of Trichophyton benhamiae CBS 112371, 543 nucleotides long. RefSeq lists its product as uncharacterized. Lineage: Eukaryota; Fungi; Ascomycota; Eurotiomycetes; Onygenales; Arthrodermataceae. The transcript has a single exon. The coding region runs from base 1 to 543 and encodes 180 amino acids. The record is from RefSeq and is a predicted model, not a curated record.
AUGGAGGAAGUUUUUAGUGGCAUUAAGUAUGCCUUUGACUACCUUUUCCGCUCGCGUGCUGCGCGUGGUCUGCCGGAUGAUAGAAAAUGCCGUGUAGCUUAUUGGCUCAUGGAUUACGUGCAGUGUGCCUUGUGUCAUUUUCGGAGCGAAGUGAAAACACGAUACCCUCACCGUGUUGAUAUCAUUGAUAUAGCUGAAAAGGUGGAGCGGUCCAUCAUUUAUGAACACGGAGGGAUGGAACCAAAAACAUUGCUCCGUACCUUGCGUGGAGAAACACCCCGUUCAAAACCUCUCACCCCUGAGGGCCUAAAAACGUGUGAUCAGAUUCUGGCUAGGUGGCAAGACCAUGAUGCUAUCAAAAAGGAGUUUUACUUCUUAAAGCUUGAUCGUAUUAUAGAAGAGGGAUUUAUGAAAGGCAGCUUUGUCGAUGACGACGAUGUGCUGCUUUCUACAUAUCUAUAUGAUACCGAGAAACACGCUUCACAAACAGCGAAUGGGAUGAAAAAAUGGCUACUUGCUAGACACGGAACCCUGGAAUUCUAG